UUCCUUCCUUCCUUAAACAGGCUGAACAUUUCAAUUUUUUGUUUAGCCGCAACAUUGCCACAUAUAUCCAUUUUUCCAGUUCACUGAUUGCCAAAUGAGUUCAUUCACGCCCAGUAAAGCCUUAGAAGGUGUGCACGGAGUGCAUUUGGUACCUCAUUCACCCUUCGCAAUGGAAGAGAUGAGACACGAGGACUUCCAUGGAUCAAGUCAACAGCUAAUAGUUCAGAGAGUUUGGCAGCAAAGGCCAGCUUGUCUGAGGCCCAUCCGUUGUACUCUCCAUGGUGAUAGGAACCUUGCAGAAACUAUUGCUAAUGUGAUCACUUCUCUUCCUUUUAUUGCUCUUGGACUUCAGGCUCCAAGGAAGAAUCUCAACUGUAAAAUCUAUGCCAAUUCAUUGAUUGGAGUGGGAAUUGCCUCAAGUUUGUACCAUGCUUCAAGAGGGAAAGUAAAACAGUAUCUGAGAUGGGCUGACUACACUAUGAUAGCAACAACUACACUAUGUCUAUCAAGAGCACUUAGGAAAAAGAAUCCGAAGUUUUUGAUGGCAGCAUCUGCUUUCCUACUACCGGUCCAGCCUCUGAUGGUUUCUGCUGUACACACUGGAAUGAUGGAGGUUGCUUUCGCAAAAAGAGCAUUGAAAGAUCCAGAUCUGAGGAUGGCUCACAAUGUGCAUAAAAUGUCAUCAUUGCUCGGCGGUGCUCUUUUCAUUGCUGAUGAUUUCUUACCUGAAACACCAUUUCUACAUGCUGGUUGGCAUCUUGCUGCUGCUGUUGGGGUCAGCACUUGCAAUAAGCUCCUUCAAUAGGUUGAUAUGAUUUUCAACCUUUAGUCUAAGCAAAUUUGAGUCUAUCGGAAACAGCCUCUCUGUCCUUCCAGGGGUAGGGUAAGGCUGCAUACAUCUUACCCCGGGAAACUAUUGGGUUUGUUGUUGUUGUAGUCCAGCCAAAUUUGUCGAAAUCACUUCCCAUUGCCUACAAAGGAGUAAGAAAGCAGACAACUUCAAUCUUGAAUGCAAUAAUCAUGUAUUUAUAGGAUUAAAAGGGCAGUAGUAAUUAGCUGAACAACAUUUAUAUACAAUAAAAUUUCAGGCAAUGUAUGUAUGAUGAACGCGAUGGUAAAAUAUAUGUUGUAUUUGAUUUUCUUCAUUUUUCUGUAUAUAUCUUCGGAAUUUUGAACUACCAAAA
This is a messenger RNA of Nicotiana attenuata, 1184 nucleotides long. RefSeq lists its product as uncharacterized. The transcript has 7 exons. The record is from RefSeq and is a predicted model, not a curated record. The coding region runs from base 95 to 805 and encodes 236 amino acids. NCBI's taxonomy places the organism in Eukaryota, Viridiplantae, Streptophyta, Magnoliopsida, Solanales, Solanaceae.